Messenger RNA from Raphanus sativus (radish), 797 nucleotides. RefSeq names its product ribosomal RNA-processing protein 17. Gene Ontology annotation, cellular component: nucleolus. Lineage: Eukaryota; Viridiplantae; Streptophyta; Magnoliopsida; Brassicales; Brassicaceae. The transcript has 4 exons. The coding region runs from base 64 to 663 and encodes 199 amino acids. The record is from RefSeq and is a predicted model, not a curated record. Gene Ontology annotation, molecular function: RNA binding.
CCUAAAACCCUAAUUUUUAUUAACUCGAAUCGCUUUGUCUCCGACCCGACGAAGCAUCUCGCGAUGAACGUAGACGAUGACGGUACGUCGGGGGCAUUGGCGCCGCCGACGAGAGCUAGACAUAUCGGGAAGAGAGCUCUAAAGAACAAAAGCGUCACCGUCUCUUUUGAUGAGAAAGAUCUCAAGGAUUUUGUGACUGGGUUUCACAAGAGGAAGAAGAAAAGAAGAAAGGAAGCUCAGAAGCAGCAGGAUGAAUGUUUGAGGCGGAAGCGUAUCGAGGCUCGUAAGAAGAGGAAGUUGGAAGAGAUGAUGGUGGCGGGUCUUGGUGAGGAAACUGAAGUUGGAGAAGGAGAAGCUGAUGAGAAGGAUGCAGAGAAUGAAGAAGCAGAGCCUGAUGCUUCAACAUCUGGAACGGCGAUGUAUGAUACAGGGGAGCUGAAAGUAACUGUGACAACAAGCGAGAUAUCUCGUGAGGAGGACGAGCCUGUUCGCAGGGAGAAGACCCAAUCAACAGAAUCCGGUUCUACUGCCAAAGCUUCCACAUCACAGCCGGCGCCUUUGAGGAAACCCAAACCCUCGAAGAAGAACCGAAGGUCUAGCACCAAAACUAUGAAGAAAAGGGAUAAGAAGAAAAAAGCAAGAGGGAUCAAGAGCACGCGGUAGUUAAAGAGGGAUUUGUGUUGUUUCUUUUGAAAACUCUCAAGCGUUUGAUGCGGUUGAAAUUGCGUGUUAACAAUCAGAUAAUGUUUUGUCUUUUUAGUAACAAGAACUUAAUCAAAUCACAUUAUGUUUACGAA